UCAUUGGGCCAUGACGAACCCGUUGUAAAUGCGAACUUGCUCACAAAACACACACCAGUAGUUCACAAUCCGUCCAAAUAUAUCUCGUGGUGGUAUGCGACCAAACACUGACUUUUUAUUGUUUAAAUCAUACUCAGCGGUUUACGAGGUUGGACUUUAGGAAAUAUGUUUUAAGGAUGUCAUGUAUGUUGAUCCCAAAAGAAACAAAUUCACAAGGAACCGUAAUUCUGAGCGAAAUCAACUUCGAUCAACUUGGAAUAUUUGUGACUGUCUCCAUGGCAUGAAUCUCGUCGAGCUCCCUGUUGUUGUUGAUGAUUCGACUGAUGUUUAAUUGAUUCACACUGGGACAGAAAGACAAACCAAGAAAAAGAACUUGACUGUAUCAUCAUCCAUUAUGAAUUGGAGAUAAAAAAAGUUGGAUUGUAAUUAAUUCAUAACCUCUGUUUCUAAGUGUCAAAUCACCAACAUAAAUCAGGAUCCUUUCAAGAUGUCUGGAGCUGCAGAUGAUGAUUCAGCACCAUCGAUCAGCACACCUCAGUCUCCCGAGGGUACAGAUGGAGCACCGGAUGUGACAGUGACUGAAAGCAAGCCAGAUACCCCCCAUAGCAAUGCAGAAGAGGAGGAUGCAUCAAAAGGCCAAUCAAAGAGUGAGACUCAAACAGAACCAGGAAAUGAGGAUGGUGAAACAUCAAAACUAGAAGAUGCUCCACCAACAGACAAUGCUGCACCAGUGGAUGAAAAGAAUGUAGGACCAUCCGGUGAAGAGAAUACUGAGAACAAGGAGGAUGCAGUUGACGGAACAAUCAAAGCGGAAGAUACACCUGCAGAUGGUGAAGCAGAGCAAAGUGCCCAGCAGGAAACUCCUCCUACCACUGAGGAGGAGAAAGGUGAGCCUGCACCAGAGACAGGGGAGACUGAAGCUGUUAAACAGGAGGAUGUUGAACCUGGAGGACAGGAUGAUGAAGCACAAGCACAGCCAAAUGAUACAGAGCAGAAGGAAAAUGACAUGGGGGAUGUUGUUGAGGGUGAAGAGGCCAAAGAGCCAGCAAAGGAAGAUGGUGUGGCAGUAACUGAAGACAGUGCCAAGGAUGAAGAAAAAACAGAUGAAGUGGGUUCUGUUGACCAAAAAAUCUCAGAGAAUGAGAGCGAAAAUGUUGCAGACACUGGUGCAGAUGAGGGUGAAAAUGCCAAAGACAAUGUUAAAGAUGAGCAACCAGCACAAAGCACAGAGUCAGAACCAACAACUGAUGUUCCAGAAAGUGAUACCAGGGAGACACAAUCGAAUGCAGAUGACACCCCUCAAGAAACUGAGAACCCAACAACAGAAGCAUCAAAUGAGAAUGUAGGGAAUGAACCUACGUCAGGGAAUGUUGAGGACAUGAAUAAUGAAUGUGCUAAGGACAAUGCUGAAUCAAAACCAGAAGACACCAUUGCAAACACGAAUACUAGUGAUGUUUCUCCAAACUCUGGAGAAAGUACAGAACAAGUGGAACUCUCUGAGUUAGACUCUGUGAAGUUGGAAAAUGAUCACUUGAAGGGAAGAGUUAAAGAGCUUGAGGAAGAGAUAGAGGGAAUUAAAGAAGGGCGAAAGGAAGGAAUAAAAAUCCAAGCAGCUUACCUUGCUCGGGAAGUCAGUCAACAGCAAGAUACCGAAAAAUACCUCAGAGAGAAACUUGCAGAGAAUCUGCAAGAGAAAGAAGAAAGUGACCAACGGGUGAAAGAUAUGCAGCUACGCCUCAAGCGAUUCGCCAAGGAUGAUCAGGCGAAAGACACCCGGUUAGCCAAGAUGGAGAAAGAGCUUCGUGAAGUAACGCAUGAGGUUCAGAUCUUGGAGAAUAUGUUGGAUGAAGACACACUUCGUAUGGUGCGGGAGCAAAAAUCAGGUGGAAAUGUCAAUGGACCAAGCAUUGCAGGAAAAAAGAAAGGACCUGCUUCACCUCCUCCACCACAAUCAAAGACUUGUGUUAUUUUGUGAAACUCUUCAUUUAACUCAUAGAUAUAUAUUAGUGUGGAUGCUUGUAAUGUGAAUGAGAAUGGUAAGGGUGCCAAACAGGUGACAACAAACAAGAUAGAUAUUGUAUAAAAAGAUGAAGAGAAUUUACAAAGAAUAGUUUAGGAAAGAACAGCAUGGUCCUGUCUUUCAAAGAGUCGCAACUAUGGAAAUCCAGCUUUGUCAACAUCUAAAAUUACAUAUUUGUUCAAUUGUUUUCUUGACAGUUCAGUA
This is a messenger RNA of Lytechinus variegatus (green sea urchin), 2224 nucleotides long. Its product is annotated as dentin sialophosphoprotein-like. Lineage: Eukaryota; Metazoa; Echinodermata; Echinoidea; Temnopleuroida; Toxopneustidae. Bases 488 to 1975 code for a protein of 495 amino acids. The record is from RefSeq and is a predicted model, not a curated record. The transcript has 3 exons.